AUGGUCAAAGUCACUCCCAAACCCAAGGCUGUCUCCACCACCAAACCCAAGUCGUCCGCUGCCCCAAAGGCCAAGCCCAAGACCAAGAAAUCUCUUUCCCCGCCACCCUCCCCUCCGCGUACUGCCGUCCUGGACAAGAACCUCGUGUGCCGCAUUAUCCUUGCCAAGCUCGACGAGAGCAAGACGUGCGACUGGUAUGCUCUUAGCCAAAAGCUCGCGGCUGAGGACGGUGGCAACGGGGUCAAGACCGGUAUUAUCACCAAGGCCGGCACCGGCAAGGGCGGCAAGGGCAAUGCAAAGGGCAAGAACGGCAAGAACGGCAAGAACAGCAACAACGCCCUGAGUGGCAGUGACCUCCACGACCUGUACCACAACAAAAUCCUCCCAGGUCUCCGGGCUGGCCGCGCUCUCUGGCGCGAGUCGCCACCCCCGGACGCGAGGGACACCUACGAGAGCCUCACCCCGAGCGACAUUAUCGGCAGCGAGGUCGACCGCAUGGUCAAGGCUGCGCGUUCAAACUCCAAGAGGGCAUCAGUGGGCAAUAUGCUUAUGAGCAGCGACAUUGAGGAGGACGACGAGCGCCAAAUGGACGAGGAAGACUUUACGGCGGAGGACGAGAGUGAGAUCGAGACUCCUUGA
Messenger RNA from Apiotrichum porosum, 639 nucleotides. RefSeq lists its product as uncharacterized. The record is from RefSeq and is a predicted model, not a curated record. NCBI's taxonomy places the organism in Eukaryota, Fungi, Basidiomycota, Tremellomycetes, Trichosporonales, Trichosporonaceae. The transcript has 2 exons. The coding region runs from base 1 to 639 and encodes 212 amino acids.